AUGGACAUCGUCUUGAGCUCGAUCAGCUUCAGCAGCCUCACGCGGAACAAGAAACCUUUGGAUCCCGCGGACAUCGGACCUGGCGGCAUCUACCACGAGAAACAGGCUGGACUGCUGUGUGCCAUGCAUACCAUCAACAACGUGAUCCAAGAGAACCGGAUCAGCGAGGAGAUUCUCCGUAAAACUGCCAAACAGUUGGACAAGGCCGCGCACCGCUUGACGGGUGGUCGCAGCACGGACUACCGCAACUAUCGCGAGGAUGGUUUCUACAACGCCUUGGUGGUGCAAGCCGUCUUCAGUGGUUUGGGUUUCCACGUGCAGUCGGCGCGUGCCAGUAUGCUGCACCUCGAAGACGAGAUGGCGGUCUUGGCCAACAAAGCGCGGCACUGGUUCGGCUGUCGAAGGUUAGGCGAUGGUUGGUUUGAUCUCAACAGUUGUCUGAGCAAACCAGAGUACUACGAGGAACACGAAUUCCAGGAAUUCCUGGUUUCGGCGGAAGACCAGGGCUAUCGCCUCUUUGUCGUGCGAGGUGAUUGGCCCCCAACGGCCUUGGAGGAGGACCCCUCUGCCCUUACGGACGCCAAGCGCGGCUGCAUGCGACCCAUGGGAUAUGGACGCAGUACGAUCCUCUGCGCGCCGGGUCUGGACCAGAUGGUCGAUGAGAACAUGAAACGCAGCAGGGAUCCUCAAAUUCCCUUCUGGCUUGGCUUCUCUGCCCACUGGUUCUCUCCCACGCGCUUCCAGCAUCACCCUGCGGGGUCAGCAGAAGACUGGCAGGCUGCAGAGCUCGGCUGGCGAAGGAAGAGGGUCACGGUGAAAAAGAAGUCUAAGAACCACGCGACCCUCCAGGAAGCCAAAGUAGAUGGCCAGAUGUCUGAAGGAAAGAAGGAGAUGUCAGCCAACAUCAUGGAGGUCUUGCAAGAGGAGGACAUCGAGGAGUGGUUUGAAGAGGAGAUCGAGGACACAGAGAUAGCACUUGAAGACGAGCUAGCAGCACGGCCCGUCUUUGUGCUUGUGCAAGUGACUUUGAUCGUGUUGUUUUGGCUCAUCGCCUCUUGUAUUGAGCCGGGUGAGCACGGCUGGCUCUUCACAGUGGGCGGCUUCGAAAAUCUCUUGCCCGGGCAGACGCUCUGUCAGGCGUACUCGGAUUGCAAGGACCUUCGCUUUCAAGCGUGGCGCUGGUGGUCCUAUCAGCUGACCCACACCGGGGUGUCCCAUGUGGGAACGAAUAGCUUCAUCCUGCUGUUGUGUGGGCUACCUUUGGAGCAAUUUCAAGGGAGCCUUCGGACUUUUCUCUUGUACAAUGCUGGCAUCUUUACAGGUGGCAUCUUUAACCUGGCGUGGAAUCCCCACAGCCAGCUGGCGGGCUGCUCUGCGGGGAACUACGCCCUGAUCUUCGCCCACUUCGCUGAGCUCGGCAUGAAUUGGAAGCAGAGCAGAUAUCGCUGGGCCAAAUUCUUCACGUUGCUCCUGCUGGUGAUCUUCGACAUUCUGCAGUUCACCCUUACGGCCGAUUUUCUGGGGUUUGGUAUUGGUGCCGUGAGUCACAUGGCCCGCAUUGGUGGGGCGCUCACCGGACUGCUGAUAGGUGUCUGCUUGACUCGAAAUCUGGUGAUGAAACGAUGGGAGCGCAUUGGACAGCUGAUGGCAUUCCUGGCCUUUCUCAUCAUCUUAGGGAUUCACUUUGGGCUCUUGUCUCCUUGGCCCCCGCGCGAAAUCUACAACCCGACACCCUGGUGCUGGGCGAGACAGGUCUUCAACCAGACCUUGUGGAACGACGGCGAGUACCACUGCGUCCGGUGCGCUGAUGAUGCCUGCAUUGCGCGAUGGUCGGCACAGAGAUGGGUUGCUAAGGUGAACUGGCAGAUCUGUGAGUACCAGCGAGGAUGGAACUGA
Cladocopium goreaui is the source of this 1896-nucleotide messenger RNA. Lineage: Eukaryota; Dinophyceae; Suessiales; Symbiodiniaceae. The record is from the annotation of a GenBank genome assembly.